Fraxinus pennsylvanica is the source of this 3372-nucleotide messenger RNA. Lineage: Eukaryota; Viridiplantae; Streptophyta; Magnoliopsida; Lamiales; Oleaceae. The record is from the annotation of a GenBank genome assembly.
AUGGUAGCCCAGGUAGCAGAGCCCAACCCCUCCUCCGCUCCCUCUCUCUCCCAGCAAAAUGGGAUCGACCCGGAAGAAUCCGACCCGCACUCCGAUUCCGAUUUGGAUAGUGCCAAAACCUUGAUCUAUGCACUCAGUUUUCUCUCCCGGAAUUUACCCUUGCCCCAACAUGUCUACGAUGCCGUUUCCUCCAUUUACCUCGGUGCUGCCGACGAUGGAGACGUUGAUGGUAUUGCGGUCGAUGACGUCAGCGAAAGUGCUGGGAUUGGAAUUGAAUCCCCCGUGGAAGGUCCCCAUAUGGAUAAGAUUACUACACCGCCAAGGAGAAUGGAGGGCUCUGGUGAUUCAAGUUACAAUGAUUUAAUGUUGGACUUUGAGGAUGCCGUGUUAAAGCAACAGUCGUGCAUGUCUGGUUCUAGAUUGACAGAAUUAAAGGAAAACCGCUUUCAAAGCCAAAUCCAGCACCGGAUAACCGAACUUGAAGGAUUGCCAACAAGCAGAGGCGAUGACCUCCAGUCUAGGUGCUUGCUUGAACUCUACGGGCUUAAGUUAGCUGAGCUGCAGAGCAAAGUGCGGUCUGAAGUGAUUUCUGAAUAUUGGCUUCGUCUACGUUGUGCAAAUCCAGAUAAGCAGUUGUUUGAUUGGGGCAUGACGCGAUUGCGCCGUCCUUUAUAUGGUAUAGGAGAUGCUUUCGCUAUGGAAGCUGAUGACGCUCUGAAGAAGAAACGAGAUGCUGAGAGGUUGUCAAGAUCAGAGGAAGAAGAAAGGAACCGUGUAGAAACCAGGAAAAGGAAAUUCUUUGCUGAUUUACUUAAUGCUGUACGUGAAAUCCAAUUGCAAGUACAGGCUGCCCAGAAACGCAGGAAACAAAGAAGUGAUGGUGUCCAGGCUUGGCAUGGAAGGCAAAGGCAACGAGCUACACGGGCUGAGAAAUUGAGGUUCCAAGCUCUGAAAGCUGAUGAUCAAGAAGCUUACAUGAAAAUGGUUGAGGAGAGCAAAAAUGAAAGAUUGACAAUGCUCCUAGGAAAAACUAAUGAUCUCCUUGGUCGUUUGGGUGCUGCUGUCCAACGUCAAAAAGAUGCUGAACAUGACAGCACUGAAGCCCUGCAAAAUUCAGACACUGACUUGCCUGAGUUAUCUGGUUCAAGGACUGACACACCAGGGCAGUCACUUCCCGGGGAAGAUGAAGAUGUUGAUAACGAAUCUGAUCAUCAAGUAAAGACGGGUGAUUUACUUGAAGGCCAGCGAAAGUAUAAUUCUGCUGUACAUUCAAUUGAGGAGAAGGUGACGGAGCAACCAGCUAUGCUUCAAGGUGGAGAGUUAAGACCGUAUCAGUUAGAGGGCCUUCAAUGGAUGUUGUCUUUGUUCAAUAACAACUUAAAUGGAAUUUUAGCAGAUGAAAUGGGGUUGGGAAAGACAAUUCAGGCAAUAUCUCUGAUUGCUUAUCUCAUUGAAAACAAAGGUGUUACUGGGCCCCACUUGAUUGUUGCCCCAAAGGCUGUCCUACCAAAUUGGAUCAAUGAAUUUUCAACUUGGGCUCCUAGUGUUUCUGCCGUUCUUUAUGAUGGGCGACUGGACGAAAGAAAGGCAAUGAGAGAAGAGUAUUCAGGAGAAGGGAAGUUCAAUGUUUUGAUCACCCAUUAUGAUCUUAUUAUAAGAGAUAAAGCAUUCUUGAAGAAAAUCCACUGGUACUACCUGAUUGUUGACGAAGGACAUCGUCUUAAAAAUUCUGACUGUGUUCUUGCACGGACUCUUGUCUCUGGCUAUCGAAUUCGGCGGAGACUUCUGUUGACUGGUACUCCCAUACAGAAUAGCUUGCAGGAAUUAUGGUCUCUGCUUAAUUUUCUCCUUCCAACUAUAUUUAAUUCAGUUGAAAACUUUGAGGAGUGGUUUAAUGCGCCCUUUGCGGACAAAUGUGAUGUCAGUUUGACAGAUGAAGAACAAUUAUUAGUCAUUCGGCGAUUGCACCAUGUCAUAAGGCCAUUCAUAUUGAGGAGGAAGAAAGAUGAGGUGGAGAAGUACCUUCCUAGUAAACGUCAAGUCAUACUUAAAUGUGACAUGUCUGCCUGGCAGAAAGUAUAUUAUCAGCAAGUAACAGAUGUGGGCAGGGUUGGAUUGGCCAGUGGAACUGGGAAGUCCAAAAGCCUACAGAACCUGACAAUGCAGCUCAGGAAAUGUUGUAACCACCCAUACUUAUUUCUGGGUGAUUAUAAUAUGCUGCGCAAUGAGGAGAUUUUCAGAUCAUCAGGAAAGUUUGAGCUACUUGAUCGCUUACUACCCAAGCUUCGUAAAGCUGGGCAUAGAAUCCUCCUUUUCUCUCAAAUGACACGGCUCAUGACCAUUCUUGGGUAUUAUCUGGAAUUACAUGGUUACAAGUUUCUUAGACUCGAUGGCUCAACUAAAACUGAAGACCGGGGGGAAUUGCUAAAAAAAUUUAAUGCUCCAGACUCUCCUUAUUUCAUAUUUCUUCUAAGCACACGUGCUGGAGGACUUGGUCUGAAUUUGCAGACUGCAGAUACCGUGAUAAUUUUUGACAGUGACUGGAACCCUCAGAUGGACCAACAGGCUGAGGAUAGAGCACAUCGCAUUGGGCAGAAGAAGGAGGUGAGAGUUUUUGUUCUGGUCAGUGUUGGAUCAAUUGAAGAGGUUAUCUUAGAACGAGCCAAGCAGAAAAUGGGCAUUGAUGCCAAGGUCAUCCAGGCAGGAUUGUUCAAUACAACUUCCACAGCUCAAGACAGGAGAGAGAUGUUGGAGGAGAUUAUGCGCAAAGGUACAAGCUCACUUGGAACGGAUGUACCUAGUGAGAGAGAAAUAAAUCGUCUUGCUGCACGAUCAGACGAGGAGUUUUGGUUGUUCGAGAAAAUGGAUGAAGAAAGAAGGCAGAAGGAGAAUUACAGAUCUCGUCUCAUGGAAGAACACGAGGUACCAGAUUGGGUAUAUACUGUGCCGGAUAUGAAAGAGAGCAGGGGGAAAGGAUUUGACAAUUUCACUGUUCUUGGAAAGAGACGAAGGAAAGAGGUGAUCCGAGAUGAUACACUUACCGAUUUGCAGUGGAUGAGGGCUGUGGAAAACGGAGAAGACUUAUCUAAACCUCCAGUAAGAAGGAGAGAGAAUCCUACUGUCUUGAACAAUGAAUUUCCUAGUAAUACCGGAACUAAUAACUCCAUAGGCGAGAAAAAAGUUGCAGAGUUGAAGAGUGAAACUGGUUCUCUCGUAAGCGAGGCAAAGAGUGAAGAUACAAUUGGUUGGACAUCUCAAAGGUACAACUCUGAAGCUGAAAGUUCUCAAAGAAAUGGCUCUGAAAGUUUGGAAGGAGGGUUGAACCAAUUGACAUGGAGAGCAUAUAGGAGGAGGAGAUCAAGCUUGAUGUGA